Molecule: messenger RNA, 396 nt
Organism: Rhodofomes roseus
Lineage: Eukaryota; Fungi; Basidiomycota; Agaricomycetes; Polyporales; Fomitopsidaceae
Product: guanine nucleotide binding protein, alpha subunit
Exons: 5
Coding region: 1-396 (131 amino acids)
Biological process (GO): G protein-coupled receptor signaling pathway
Molecular function (GO): guanyl nucleotide binding; GTPase activity; G-protein beta/gamma-subunit complex binding
Source: RefSeq, a predicted model, not a curated record
AUGAGCCCACGACUCGGACAACGUACAGCGCCCUUGUGGUGGGCCACCGCCGUCCUCGCCGCGUGCAGGGACGACAUCAUCACCCUCUGGGAGGACCCUGUCGUGAGGGCCAUCCUCAAGCGGCGGGACGUCGCGGCCUUCCUCAACAACGCCGCGCGCAUUGCGAACGUGAACUACGAGCCCGCCGAUGAGGACAUCGUGCGUGCGCAGCUGCGCAUGCUCGACGUCGAGGAGCACCGCUUCACGAUGGAGAGCGGCACGCUCCUCGGCUCCGAGUGGUACAUCUACGACGCCAUCAUCUUCCUCGCGCCCCUCGCCUGCAACUUCAUGCUCGAGGAGGACUCCAAGGUCAGCCGCCUGGAGGACUUGAUCAUGCUCUGGAAGGAGAUCUGCUAG